ACGAGAUGAUCUUCCGGCCCAUCGUCAAUGUUAUUGGCAUCAUCAGAGGCAAAGUGGAACCAGAUCGGUUCGUGAUGAUAGGCAGCCAGACGCACGAUGACACUCUCGGCUCUGCGCACCCGCUUCUGUCGGUGAGCGAGGUGCUGGUGCAGAGCAAGGUGUUCUGCCACAUGCACAAGAGCCACCGCUGGACCCCCCGGCGAAGCCUCAUGUUCGCGCUCUUCUACAGCGAGGAGGGCAGCCUCAUGGGCUCCACCGAGUGGGUCGAGGACCACAUGUCCGUGCUGCAGAACAGCGGCGUCCUCUACAUCACUGGCGGCUUGCUUAGCGGAGACAAGUUCACACCGCGGGCCACGCCUGGUCUAUCGUGGUCACUGCGCCAUGUUGCCGAACUGAUGGUCAUGCUCCUCGUCAAGUCACUCGCUGCGCCGCUGUUGAAAGCUGCCUUGACCGCCGACCUGGUACGGAGCUGA
Molecule: messenger RNA, 473 nt
Organism: Dermacentor silvarum
Lineage: Eukaryota; Metazoa; Arthropoda; Arachnida; Ixodida; Ixodidae
Product: putative N-acetylated-alpha-linked acidic dipeptidase
Exons: 4
Coding region: 6-473 (155 amino acids)
Molecular function (GO): carboxypeptidase activity
Source: RefSeq, a predicted model, not a curated record